Molecule: messenger RNA, 1641 nt
Organism: Otolemur garnettii (small-eared galago)
Lineage: Eukaryota; Metazoa; Chordata; Mammalia; Primates; Galagidae
Product: CCR4-NOT transcription complex subunit 2-like
Exons: 2
Biological process (GO): nuclear-transcribed mRNA poly(A) tail shortening; regulation of stem cell population maintenance; regulation of DNA-templated transcription
Cellular component (GO): P-body; CCR4-NOT core complex
Source: RefSeq, a predicted model, not a curated record
AUGCAUACUAUGAGAAAAGGACAAAACUCUAUGGUGAGGACUGAUGGACAUACAUUAGGUGAGAGAAGAAACUAACAGGUGACAAACAAGAUGUUUGGUGCUUCAAGAAAGAAGUAUGCAGAGGGGGUCCAUGGUGACUACCAAGAAGAAAACUCUUACUACAGCCAGUCUUCUAUGUUUCCACAUCAGUCAGAAAAAGAUACACUGGCAUCAGGUCAGCUGUCUCAGUAUGGGGCAAGUUCAUAUGAGCAACAGGGUGCAAUAGGCCUUCCAAUGAGGGGGACAAGCAGCAAUACACCUCAGUUAAUUCGCGGCUUAUCACAAGGCACUCAGUUACCGAGCCACGUCAUACCAACAACAGGGUUACCAACAGCGUCAUUUCACACGCCUCCAUUUCCAAGCAGGGGGAUUUUGCCUGUGAAUCCUAGGAGUAUGAUGAACUACUCCCAGGCUGGUCAAGGCAUUGGAAUUCCCAGCAGGACAAAUAGCAUGAGUAGUUCAGGGUUAGGUACCCUCAGCAGAAGCACGCCAAGUACAACAUCUAUGACAAAGCAGCAGCCUUCUCAACAGCCUUUCACUGUUAACAGUAUGUCUAGAUUUGUAAUGAGCAGGAAUCAGGCAUUUGGAAUGAAUAACUCUUUAGUAAGUAACAUUUAUGAUGAAAAAGAUGAAAGUGAAAUUAUGACAGGAUUGCACCUUUCAGAUUUUCCAGCAUUAGCAAACCAAAACAGAAGGGAAGGAAGUGGUAACCCAAAUCCAUUAAUAAACCCGUUGGCUGGACGACCUCUUUAUGUUGGAAUGGCAACAAAAACAGCAAAUGAGCAAUCCCAAGACUUCUCAAUACACAGUGAAGAUUUUCCAGCAUUACCCUGUGCCAGCUAUAAAAAUCCAACAUCAAGUACUGAUGACAGUAAAUGUAAUUUGAAUCGGUUUGGUAUGAUAGCUUCAAGUAUAGAUAUACACAAAUUCCCUGGAGAUAAAAGUUCAACAACACAAAGUAAUAAUCAGCAGAAAAAAGGGAUCCAGGUGUUACCUGAUGGUCGGGUUACUAACGUUCCUCCAGGGAUGUUGACAGACCAAUUUGGAAUGAUUGGCCUGUUAACGUUUAUCAGGGCAGCAGAGUCAGCCCCAGGAAUGGUGCAUCUCGCUUUAGGAAGUGAUCUAACGACAUUAGGCCUCAAUCUGAAUUCUCCUGAAAAUCUCUACCCCAAAUUUGCAUCACCCUGGGCAUCUUCACCUUGUCGACCUCAAGACAUAGACUUCCAUAUUCCAUCUGAGUACUUAACAAACAUUCACAUUAGGGCUAAGCUGGCUGCAAUAAAACUUGGCCGAUAUGGAGAGGACCUUCUCUUCUAUCUCUAUUACAUGAAUAGAGGAGACGUAUUACAAAUUUUUGCUGCAAUAGAGCUUUAUAACCGUAAUUGGAGAUACCACAAACAAGAACGAGUAUGGAUUACCAGGGUACCAGGCAUAGAUCCAACAAUGAGAACCAAUGCCUACGAGAGGGGAAUAUACUACUUCUUUGACUAUCUUAACUGGAGGAAAGUAGCUAAGGAGUUCCAUCUGGAAUAUGACAAAUUAGAAGAACGACCUCAACUGCCACUCAUCUUCAACUACAACCCUGCUCAGCAAGGCUUCUAA